This is a messenger RNA of Trichomonas vaginalis G3, 654 nucleotides long. RefSeq names its product SLEI family protein family. Bases 1 to 654 code for a protein of 217 amino acids. Lineage: Eukaryota; Parabasalia; Trichomonadida; Trichomonadidae. The transcript has a single exon. The record is from RefSeq and is a predicted model, not a curated record.
AUGCUUCCUCUCUUGAUCAAGGUGCUUCCUCUCUUCAUCAAAGUGCUUCCUCUCUUGAUCAAGGUGCUUCCUCUCUUCUUCAAAGUACUUCCUCUCUUGAUCAAAGUACUUCCUCUCUUGCUCAAGAUGCAGCUUCCUCUCUUCAUCAAGAUGCUUCCUCUCUUCUUCAAAGUACUUCCUCUCUUGAUCAAGAUGCUUCCUCUCUUCAUCAAGAUGCUUCCUCUCUUCUUCAAAGUACUUCCUCUCUUCAUCAAGAUGCUUCCUCUCUUCAUCAAGAUGCUUCCUCUCUUCUUCAAAGUACUUCCUCUCUUCUUCAAAGUACUUCCUCUCUUGAUCAAGGUGCUUCCUCUCUUCUUCAAAGUGCUUCCUCUCUUGCUCAAGAUGCAGCUUCCUCUCUUGAUCAAGGUGCUUCCUCUCUUCAUCAUGCAGCUUCCUCUCUUCAACAAAGUACUUCCUCUCUUGAUCAAGAUGCUUCCUCUCUUCAACAAAGCACUUCCUCUCUUGAUCAAGAUGCUUCCUCUCUUCUUCAAAGUGCUUCCUCUCUUGCUCAAGAUGCAGCUUCCUCUCUUGAUCAAGGUGCUUCCUCUCUUCAUCAAGAUGCUUCCUCUCUUCUUCAAAGUACUUCCUCUCUUGAUCAAGAUGCUUCCUCUCUAA